AGAGGGAGGGAGGGAAAAGAGAAGAGAAUCGGCACGAGUAUAGCGACGAAGUGAGGAGAAGCAAAGUGCCGCUUCGCGCGUUCGAACGAGCUACGGACUUUGCUACGCUAUUGAACUUCGUUGAUCGUAACAAUCGAUGUUGCUUUUCGUUCACAUUUAACCGAGUUGUGCUCUGCGCGUUUAACAAGUUUCUUCGAGAUUUACGCUUUCUUUUUUGCCUUCGCCUUCGCCUUCGCCUUCGAUUCGUCGACGAGCAGCGACACUCUUGGACUUUUUCAUUCGUCGGACUACUUUUCUCUUGUUUUCUCUUUCUUGCGGCACGUUGACGGUAUAAAGUUGCGCACGAACGAACGAGGAGCUACUACGCGAGACAGAUCUCGAGUUCAAAAAGAGACAUUAUACGACCGCUGCGACCAUUAUUCAACGACCUUGUUUCUUGUGCUUGUCUUUAUGCAGGCUUAAAGGAUACGUUAUCAUGAAGAGAAUAGAAAAAAUUUUAACUUCGUUGUUCGCGCGAGAAUGAUCCGAUGCAAGCGCGCGAAUCCGCACGAGUGAGGGACGGUAAAAGGGAGAUAGAUCGAGAAAGAGAGAGAGAAAGCGAUAGGGGUGGGGGGGGAAAGGUCGAAGCGCGAAUACGCGUGCGGCCGGACAAAAAACGCGCGUAGAGCUCUGAACCUAAAGAUAAUACGCGGAAGCCGACGAGAUCAAGUAGCUCUCUGUAACCCUUGAUAUCGCUAAGUGAUAUAAGAAAAUAACUUUUACAGAGGUGUAAAAGAAGACGUGCACGUUGUCGUUGCCUUCAAGAAGACGAACGUGUGUGGUAAAGAAAGUGUAAGAUAGAGCGAGUAAACGAGGAAGGAAAAGUAAAGUAGAGAGAGAGAGAGAGAGAGAGAGAGAGAGAGAGAGAGAGAGAGAGAGAGAGAGAGAGAGAGAGAGAGAGAGAGAGCAAAGGGUGGUAACAGCGCUACGUGAAAGGAUGCAGCAGCACCGGGUGGAAACACAGAUCCGUCACGAGGAGCAGAUCCUGGAGGCGAUAGAUCAGUUGCGCCGACGUAAGGCGCGUCCCGAUGCCGAUCGUAUUUGUAACUACCUGCUUCGAAAGUUUUCGGUAGAUGUGCGAGAUACGAUUGCCGAUCUUCAUCGCUUAAUCGAGGCUGAGAAGGUUAUACAAGUUGAUUACAAAGGUAAUACAAGCUAUAGAAACGCGUCCAAGUGGUCGCGUUUACAACUUUACAAAAAUCGACCGGAAGGCUUCGUAAAGGAGAAACUGAAUUCGGGGAUGGUGGCUGGCGCGGUUGCCGAGCUCGUCGUCGAGGAACCGGAUUACCUUGAUCAAGGCGUGCCGGCUUAUAGAUUGGUCGAGCAGCUGCUCGAUGGUGUUUCGAAUCCUACCUCUAGGCGUAUGGUCGAGGAUUUCCUCGGGAAGGAAGUUGCGAGUGGUAAUUUAACACGUCUCUCUAACGGCAAUUAUUCGCUGGUGGCGACAUCCGACAUGACGACUGCAACCGAAUCGACGCAUCGUGAGACCUUCACCCUUGAGAAUAUAGAAAAUGGUAACAUUAGGCGUAAGGACUCACAAACGGUUUCCUCGACCACUAGUGGCCCUUAUGAUUUCGAUGAGACGGAGAAUUUGACGAUCGCCGAUUCGGCUUCAAAUACACCAAGGUCUUCGCGUCAAGCGAGUCCGAAGCCAGAAGCGUCGACCAAAAAGGAAGAAUGUUUCGAUAUUCUCCUUACCAAAAAUCAAGAUCGUACCGAAGAAACUUCUCUCGAUGGCGAUCGAACGAAGGAGUCCGAGGAUCCACUAGUUAGUGUCGACGAACGUAAGGACGACGCCAAAAGUACGGACAAUCAGUGCCAUAACCUCAAAAGAUCCUCCAAAUCAGAACGUAAGCAACGCCUACUCGUCAGGACAGAUGAUCCUAUGGACAUAGAGAUCAAGUUCGAAGAGUUUCGCAAAGACAAUAAAGAGGAAUCUUCCACACAAAAAGAAAAGAGGGAGGACAACGAACAUUUUAGCGAAGAUCGCGACGACGAAGAUGCUGGUAGGAGUUCUACGAACCCUUCCCCUACACCAUCCAAUGUCAAUGUAGGUGGUUUCCGUAGUGCUCGUAGAAAGACCAUUUUCCAGAGAGCAAAAAAAGUCUUCGACCCAUCUGAUAACAACCUUGUAAGGCGAAAACGUGGUAGACAAUCUGGUACUCAAAAUAAAACUGCUACAAUUCAAGAGCCUCAGGAAACUGUUAAACCACAAAUUAAAGAUGGGCCUUGUAGACAAUGUAGUCUUUGCGCUAAAGAAAAACAAGAAGCAUUAGUUGCCUGUCGAGAUUGUACAGUAAGAGCCCAUCCAAGUUGCAUUUACAGUCCAGAAGAAAUAAUUCAUAAAGCUGGUAGUAAUUGGCAAUGUGAACGUUGUAAGACUUGUACCAUCUGUUGUGAAACUUCAGAUGCCGGACCACUAAUUACUUGUUACUCCUGCGAUGAAGCAUAUCAUCAUUGUUGCCAUUCACCACGUGUUAUAAAUCCAAAAUCAAAUUUAAGGUGGCAGUGUAACGACUGCAUUCAAAAACAACAGAAAACGAACAACAAUCAAACUGUCACCCUUGUUUCUACACGACCUGAUACUCCAUCAAGUACACCUGUAUUACCGCCUGUUUUAAGUCCACAAGUGUCGCCUGCUCGCGCAUCUUCUGAUCAAAUGGAAGACGAUGUUACUAAAGAUGGAAUUGAUCCAAAUAUCCCUGACGCUUCAGAUUGGACAUCUGAACAAGUAUAUCAAUAUUUUGCCAGAUUAUUUCCUAAAGAAGCAGAAGUAUUUAGACAACAAGAUAUAGAUGGUCAUUCUCUUUUAUUGAUGAAAAGGUCGGACGUAUUAAGUGGACUUGACUUGCUCUUAGGCCCAGCACUAAAAAUUUAUAGACAUGUUUUAAAACUUCAAGUUAGACGGGAUGAUCCGAAGCUUUAUUGGUUGUAAAUUUAUUUUAAUAUUUUAAGAAAAAUAUUAUCUAUAGGGAAAAUGUUAAUGCUCACUAUAUGUUGUACAGAUCAAUUUUCUUAACUUUACACAUUCUAUGUUAAUAUCUUUUUCAAUUCUAUAUAUUUUUUCAUAUUAUGCAUAUUGUGAUAAUCGGAAUUGGAAAAGUGAUAACGUCUGAAAACUGAAAAAAUUUAGUACAUAAUAUAGAGAUUAUUUAUAUAAUUAGAGCGGAAAAACAGUUGUAUUUCUUACACUGUAGCAUCUCUGUUUAAAAGAUGUUUACAUCGUAAGUUGUAUGUUAUAUACUUCUGUUGUAUAUCGUACAACAAGGGUUUUAAAGACUAUUAUGUUUAAAUAAUAUAGUGAGUCUACAAAUAGCCAGUCUUAUAAGAAAAUUGUAGUAUAAUAAUAUUGCAUAGUUUUUAUUUUUGUUACAAUACAUAGUAAGAUAAAUAUUUAGCAUCUUUUCGAUACUCUAUUUAAGGAACAUCGAUAUAUUAAUUUCAGAUAUAUCUUCCUGUAUAAUAAAUGUUUUGAUAUUUA
Messenger RNA from Vespa crabro (European hornet), 3520 nucleotides. RefSeq lists its product as uncharacterized. The transcript is spliced from 5 exons. Lineage: Eukaryota; Metazoa; Arthropoda; Insecta; Hymenoptera; Vespidae. The record is from RefSeq and is a predicted model, not a curated record. The coding region runs from base 977 to 2974 and encodes 665 amino acids. Gene Ontology annotation, molecular function: DNA binding; protein binding.